AGAGAUCCCCAACAAAGAUUACGGUGAUUUCUCUUUUCGUGCACGACUCCUGUGGAAUUUCUGGAACUUUGUAGCAAAGUCAACAGGACAGUUUCAGAUAUUUCACUCGAUGAGGCCUGAACUGGCUUUUGUUGAGGAAGCUUCGUAGCAUUGGGCACCAAGACAGAGAAUGCAAACUUGAAGACCCCGCUGAGGUGCAAUAGGUUGCUCAAAAAUCCCUUAUAGCCCUCCUCUUAUUGUCGAGCAAUGAAUGUUCCUUCUAAACCACGGUUCUGACGCCCCCCAUUCACUCUGCAGGCAGGGGACAACACUUGAGUAUCACCGAUUGCCCUGGCAGGAGCCAGAUGUUCCGUAUGCACUGCCUGUCCUGUAUGAAGACGAGCACAUAUUGGCGGUGUCAAAGCCAUCUGGCCUGCAAGUCCUGCCCGGCGGUCCUUUUCACCAGAGGACGGCCCUGACACUGCUGCAAUGGUGGUACACAAGGGGCGGGGUAACUCCAGCCCCUGUUCAUAGACUGGGACGGGGCACGUCGGGGGUGCUCCUAUGCGCAAAGACGCCGCAAGCGCGAGCGGCCCUCGCAGCAGACUUUGCGGAAGUGACGAUGGGCAGGACGAACCCAGCCCUCGAGACGGAGUCCAUCAUGUGUGACGGGGUGGGCCCUGUAGGGGGUCCGCUGGCGCCGUCAUCAGCCUCGAAGAAGCGGAUCGCCAAAACGUACAGGGCCCUUGUACAGGGGUUGAUUCCGGAGGACUAUCUGGAUGUAAACCAGCCCAUAGGGCGAAUCAAACACGGCGGCGUCAGGGGCGGCUUGCACGCAGCAAGCCCAAACGGAAAGCACUCUCGAAGUCGAAUCCGCGUGAUCUGGAGGGAUAUAGAAAAGGAGGAGCAAGGGCCGAGGAAAAGUUCGAGGGCGCUGAAAGAGAAAACGAAGGGCUGGCCGCUCGUGAGUCUGGGCUGGGAACGGAUCCGAAAAAAGGCGGGGAUCCGAGAACGGAGGCGCUUGAACAUCGUGAGGCGGAGCGGAGAGGAGAGUCUAGUGAGCCGCGGGAGGCCAUCCCUAGCCGCGACGAAGUCGAAAGAGAUAUUGAUAUGGAAGACGACGGGGGGCAUAGCAAAGGGGCUUUACCCAUGCCUGGAGAUUGCGGAUAUCUUCUUCACGCUAUGCGACUGGCGUUCGAUCACCCUCUCACCAACGAGAGACUUGUGA
Molecule: messenger RNA, 1207 nt
Organism: Klebsormidium nitens
Lineage: Eukaryota; Viridiplantae; Streptophyta; Klebsormidiophyceae; Klebsormidiales; Klebsormidiaceae
Source: the annotation of a GenBank genome assembly